GACUGUGUACCAGUUCUAACCGGUCCCACACUUCGCAAUUUUAGAGAAACUGAAAAGCAUUCAGUCGUUGGAAGGAAGUUGCAGAGAAUAAAUAGUAAGGGUGCUCAAUUGACCUUACCACUGCCCUGAUGACCAUCCCAGGAAUCCAAACCCCACUUGGUACAGGUACUACUAAUGGAGGCAUUAGUAUGGCAACUGCUACUGAACAAGCUGGGAAACUGCUUGAUUUUGCCCAGAAGUUAGACAUCACACUGCUUGAUAAUGUUGUUGGAGUCAUGUAUGCGGGCGAAGGGGCCCAGCAACGUAUGGCACAAGAGGUGCUCACAACUCUAAAGGAACAUCCAGAUGCAUGGACCAGGGUUGAUACCAUUCUUGAGUUCUCGACUGAUCCACAGACCAAAUAUUAUGCCUUACAAAUCCUCGAAAAUGUCAUCAAGACCAGGUGGAAAAUUCUACCAAAAGAGCAAAGAGAAGGCAUCAAGAAAUACAUUGUUGGUCUGAUCAUCAAGACCUCAUCAGAUGCCGAAACUGUUGAAAAACAGAAAGUUUACUUGGGGAAGCUGAAUGUGACGCUUGUGCAGAUCUUGAAGAAAGAAUGGCCCAAGGAUUGGCCAACAUUCAUCAGCGACAUUGUUGGGGCGAGCAAGACAAAUGAAUCCCUGUGCCAGAACAAUAUGGUGAUUUUGAAGCUGCUCAGUGAAGAAGUGUUUGAUUUCUCAAGUGGCCAGAUGACACAAGUCAAGGCAAAAUACCUGAAGGACAGCAUGUGUGGAGAGUUCUCACAGAUAUUUCAUCUAAGUCAGUUCGUUCUGGAUAAUUCACAGAAUGCCCCACUUGUUGGAGCGACCCUUGAGACACUCCUUCGCUUCCUCAACUGGAUCCCACUAGGUUACAUAUUUGAGACGAAACUGAUCUCAACUAUGAUUUAUAAGUUCCUCAAUGUCCCACUCUUCGGGAAUGUCUCUCUGAAGUGCUUGACAGAAAUAGGAGGCAUUCAAAGCACUCAGUAUGAUGAGCAGUUUGUUGACUUAUUCACACUAACCAUGCAGCAGCUGAAACAGAUGUUGCCAAUUACUACCAAUAUCAAAGACGCAUACCAACACGGGAGCAAUGACGAGCAGAAUUUUGUACAGAACUUGAGUCUUUUCCUUUGCAUAUUCCUCAAGGAACAUGGACAGCUUAUCGAAAAGAAACCAGAGUUACAUGAACAGCUUUUGGCAGCCUUGCAUUAUUUGAUCAUGAUCUCCGAAGUUGAAGAAACAGAGAUCUUCAAGAUCUGCCUCGAGUACUGGAACUCACUUGCCUCAGACUUGUACAGGGAAAGUCCAUUUAGUGGCACUUGCAUACUCUUGGGCAAAACCAACUCAGAGAUGCCUAUUCGCAGGCAGCUGUACAAUCCAGUACUUUCUAAGAUUCGUCGGGUGAUGAUAUCGAGGAUGGCCAAACCAGAGGAGGUGUUAGUCGUGGAGAAUGAGCAGGGAGAAGUUGUCAGGGAAUUCAUGAAGGACACAGACUCUAUCAACAUGUACAAAAACAUGAGGGAGACAUUGGUCUACUUGACCCAUUUGGACUACACAGAUACUGAAAAUAUCAUGACAGAAAAGCUCCACAACCAAGUCAAUGGCACAGAAUGGUCUUGGAAAAAUCUGAACACUUUAUGUUGGGCUAUUGGAUCGAUCAGUGGUGCGAUGCAUGAGGAAGAUGAGAAACGCUUUCUAGUUACUGUCAUCAAAGAUCUGUUGGGUUUGUGUGAACAAAAGAGAGGAAAGGACAACAAAGCUAUCAUUGCCUCAAAUAUCAUGUACGUUGUUGGACAGUACCCGCGAUUCUUACGCGCUCAUUGGCGAUUCCUGAAGACUGUUGUGAACAAACUAUUUGAAUUCAUGCAUGAGACUCACGACGGUGUACAGGAUAUGGCUUGCGAUACCUUCAUCAAAAUCUCACAGAAAUGCAGACGUCACUUUGUCCAGGUGCAGGUCGGUGAAGUGAUGCCGUUCAUCGAGGAGAUCUUGAACAGCAUGAACACUAUCAUCUGUGAUCUACAACCUCAACAGGUGCACACGUUCUAUGAAGCCGUUGGACUUAUGAUUAGUACGCAGACAGAUCAGACCGGUCAGGCACUUGUUGGUGACAAAUGUGAUAAGUACAUGGCCCUGCCCAACCAAGUAUGGGAUGACAUCAUUUUGCAAGCAACUAGGAAUGUAUUGGUGCUGAAAGAUCCAGAGGCAGUGAAGCAGUUAGCAAAUAUCCUAAAGACGAAUGUUCGGGCAUGCAAAGCUCUUGGCCACCCCUAUGUCGUUCAGCUUGGCAAAGUCUACUUGGACAUGCUGAAUGUUUACAAAGUGAUGAGCGAGAAUAUCAGUGGUGCUAUCACUGAGCAUGGCGAGAGUGUCACCAAACAGCCACUGAUCAGGAGCAUGAGGACUGUGAAAAAGGAGACACUCAAACUGAUAUCUGGAUGGGUCAGCAAGUCCAAUGAUCCUAAAAUGGUUGCUGAGAACUUUGUGCCACCUCUCUUGGAUGCUGUAUUACUGGAUUACAAGAGAAAUGUGCCUGCUGCUCGAGAACCUGAGGUACUCAGUACCAUGGCUACCAUUGUCAACAGAUUAGAGAAUCACAUUACUGAUGUGGUGCCACAGAUCUUUGAUGCUGUCUUUGAAUGUACGCUGGAUAUGAUCAACAAGGACUUCGAAGAAUAUCCUGAGCACAGAACCAAUUUCUUCUUGUUGCUGCAAGCCGUCAAUUCUCAUUGUUUCCCCGCAUUCUUGAACAUACCUGCGCCACAAUUCAAAUUAGUGCUGGACUCGAUAAUCUGGGCAUUCAAACAUACGAUGAGAAAUGUGGCAGAUACCGGACUAAAUAUCUUAUAUGAACUGCUUCAGAACUUCUCUAGGGAGAGCGAUGCAAAUGCUCAGAAUUUCUACAAAAUAUAUUAUACAGACAUUUUGCAGCAUAUAUUCUCAGUGGUAACGGACAGUUCACACACAGCUGGUCUGACGCUGCAUGCUUCCAUCCUAGCAUACAUGUUCAGUUUAGUGGAGACCAACAAGGUGACAGUGAUCUUGGCCCCCAAUGGUGACACAGCCAAUGUACAGUAUGUUCAAGAAUUCCUUGCCAACCUUCUAAAGACAGCCUUCCCUAACCUCCUCAAGACACAAAUUGACUUGUUCAUCGCAGGCUUAUUCAGUUUCAACCAGAACAUUCCUCAGUUCAAGGAGCACCUUCGGGAUUUCUUAGUUCAGAUCAGGGAGUUCGCUGGUGAUGAGCCAUCAGAUCUGUUCAUUGAGGAACGAGAAGCUGCCAUCCGACAAGCACAAGAAGAAAAGCUAAAGAUACAAAUGUCAGUGCCGGGUAUUUUGGGGCCACACGAGAUCCCAGAAGAAAUGCAGGAUUAGAUGCUAGAAUUCAUCUGAUUGAGGAGUUGGAACUCCUAGCCGUUUUGUUGCGGGUGACGUGCAUAUGGAGAGGUUCUGUUGUGUGCCUCUUAAUCAUCAUUUGGCAUCUGAAUUCCAAGCCUCUUAGUUUAGGGCAGCGGACACGUUAGAUUCUGAUGGGAACAAGUUGCUGAUACAAGUGAACCGUGAUUAUGCUUGUGGCAGAACUUGUUAGAAAUAACAUUGUCCUGGAUGAUCAGCACUCGACACUGGCAUGAAAGAAUGUAAGUGGGAUUAGCAUUAUAAUUAUAAUGUAUGGGAGAUCGGAUUCUGUCCCAUUUAUUUCAGAUCUGUAUAUGCAAUGUACAAUAAAACCAUACUGCCAGAUCUAAUAUAUUGGGAGAGUACUUCAGAAUCCACGGUACGAUGUUGUCAGUCAUCCUGAUGGUUGAUGUAUUGCCGUUUUCCGUGGAAGGUGUCAAAUGUGACCCAGAAUCCUUCCUUGGAAAACCCGCAGUUCUCCAAUUAAAAAAUAUUGGUGUGUUGAUAUGUUAUUUUUGAGUUGUACAGUAAAACUAAUGCAUUUAUUUUGUACUUUGUCUGUGUAUAGUUUCCUUUCUUGCCAUGAUAGGAAUUAACUUGUUCAGUGUUUUGCAAAGGAGUUUUGCCGUAUGAUAUUCAUGGUUGGGUGGCUAAUGUCCAUGAUUAUGUGAAAAGUAAGUAGAUAAUUUAGCCUCUCUGAAUUUGAGAGUUCUUAGGAAAACCAGCCCUAAUUGUCAGUAUUACCACAAAAAAGUUUCAAGGUGGAGCUUGCUUGUACUGUACAAGGUAAUUAUUACCUCGAAUGAGUUUGUGAGUAGAUCUAGCUUGUACUGCACCAAGUAAUUAUUACCACAAAUGAGUUUAAUGUAGAUCUAGUUUGUACUGUACAAGGUAAUUAUUACCACAGAUGAGUUUUCGAGUAGAUCUAGCUUGUACUGCACCAAGUAAUUAUUACCACAAAUGAGUUUAAUGUAGAUCUAGCUUGUACUGAACAAGGUAAUUAUUACCGUCAGCAGGGGAUAAGUUUCAAAGUAGCUAAUAUGUACUGUAUAUAUGUACUGUACUGGGUUCUUUUUGUGAAGAUUAAUCCAACCAUGUGGACAUUAGAUAUUCAGGAUGAGAUAAUCAGCGUUUCUAUGCCUGUUAAGUUUAUUGAAUAGAGAUGUUUGUGAUCCAUUCAUGGAUGAUUUUUUCCCAGUUGUAUAUUGGGAGUUGCUUCUUCAGAUACUGUAAACACAGAAAUUUUCAAGGCCAUUUUAUUUCACAGAUUCAUGGAAUUGCAGCUUUGUGGUACUUUAAGUUGAGUAUUCUGACAACCUUGUAACAGUAUAUUCAAUCAGAUGUUCUUUUUGCGGCCACUAAUUUUCAUGAUUAUCUGUAAACACGAAAAAUAAACGGCACACCAACAUUUUUGGGUUUACAGUAUAUCACUCCUCGAUGAGCAUGUGUUCAUUUGUGAAAUCACAAAAGUGAAGCCAAGUUCAGUAGAGCAGUCCUUUCGUUUUAUCCUUCAACUCUGGUGAAAUAUUCAAGCUCUCAAAACUAAAUUGAUCAAACGUCAAAAUAUUUCUUUCAAUGUCGCCUUGACCAAGAAUUAUGAUACCAUUGAUUGUUCAUCUGAAUAGAAUGUUCUAUUUUAAUACCUCACUCUUACUAGGCUUUGUGACUCUGUGCGUAAAUGGCUGCCUUUGUACCGUUGAAAAUCCUGCUGAACUUGGCUUGGUGUCAAUUCAGUUUGAACUGUUGUAAGCCUCUUAUGCAUGUAUUGCAGAGUCAUUAUAUUUGUAUUCAUACUUGCUGCUUCAUUUUAUUGGCUUUCUCUUCAGAGUUUACUUCAAGGCUAUCCAUUAGGUAUGCCUGCAGAAUCAGUUACAGACAAUUUUUGAUGAUGCACACCAUUUUUAAGUGCAAGGCAGAGGGGAAAGAAAUUGAUUACAGUAGAACCUCUCUAUUAAGGACACCCUCUGGACUGACAAAUGCUGUCCUCGAUAGAGGUGUGCUGAUUACAGAGAUCAAAUUGAAUGGAAACAACCAAUUUGGUAUCAAAACUCGUGUCCUUAAUAGAGAGGUUGUCCUUAAUAUAGAGGUGUCUGCUAAGAGAGGUUCCACUCUAUAUCAUUUUGUGUUCAAACUAAAUGUACAUGUAUGACCUGUUCUUGGUAGAUUGUAUCUGUAAGGUAGAGUGUGCAAGUUUUCAUUUGUCACCUGUUCUAAUUAUUAACAUUUGUCAUUCAGAUAGGUAGUUUGCUUGAAAAUUCAACCAUGCAGAUAUAAUUCACCUUUUGAUUGGAACUCAUGAACUGGAUUUGAGAUUACGUGGUUGUUAUCUCCAAGUCUCUGGUGGGAUUUUUUAAAAUGUUACUAUAAACAAGGCUGACCAAAACGCUGUCAGGAGAAAAACUACCAGAUACUAAUCCAUAACGGCUAUCAUGUAUGUUAUCCGGAUAAGCUCCAGUAAAAGGUUGUCGCUCCAUUGUACAGUAAAGUCUAAUUGGUAUCAUUAGAGCAGUGAGCUGUAACUAACUGAAAAACCUAUUGGAAUUGGAAUGAAAUGAUCAUUUUCUGAUUCAAUAGAGUUGUUUUUAUUAACCUAGUGAGAAGCUGCAUCUGUAAAAUCAUCUUUGUUGUGUUGGAUAAUGUGAAUUUAUGGUACUGGCAGUUGUCAUCAAAGCGAUGAACUUGUUUGGACUUUCAUGAAGGUGCCACGCUCUUUUUUGCCGAAUGUUGAGUCUGGCAAAGAUAUGCGAGUCCUUUCAAUAGUUUCAGACUAAACAGCUUUUUUGAAAUGGGUAAUCAUGUGAAUAGAAACUUGUAAAUGUGUUGUUUUUUUAUAGCUUGUGAAUUUUAUCCAUUAGUCUGUUUUCUUGCGUUCAGUCUGUGGUGGGAUCUGCAUUGUACAAAUGUCAAUCCGUCACUUUGGUGUUCAAAGGACAACUCUCCUGCAGUCCUACCAUAUAACGCUUUUUGAAUUGCUUUGAUUUGAUGGGUAGAAUACAUGUGUAACAACAACCUAAAAGUAGCAAUCUUCAUAGAAUUUCCGGAACUUGAUAUUUUAGUAAAAAUCUUGUGUAUGAGCGUGGAAUUCUAAACACCGUCAAAAUUGGAAAAUUCUACGAUACGAAUCAAUAGACUGUUAAUCCUUAUAGCUUCUCCAAACCAUUUUUACGGCUACGUGCACACAAUUUGAAAAAAAUUGUCACAAUGCAGAAUCAAUCAUCCAUUACUAAUCAUUAUAUCUGAUCAGAGACUUCUAAUAAGACACAGUACAAAACCGUGGCAAUGUUUUAAAGACUGUCUUUAAGGCGUGUCCGAGACCUGUUCUAUAAAUGGAAUGUUAUCCAAAACAGCCGCCUUGAAGGAGAAGGUCUGUCAUGGUUUUGUCCAGGCUGUUGUUUUCAUUAUGAUUGUUGUAUGACUGAACCCAUGUGUCUUAUUGGAUAUAUUUUGUUAGAUUGUGUAAAUUCAUGCACCAUUUUUCAAGAAAAAAGGUUCUCAGUCUUAUAACCUGUGUUCUAGCAGGUCAUAGUGGUGUCCAUUUCAGCAGUAAUAAAAGACAACUGAACGAAA
Messenger RNA from Lineus longissimus, 6983 nucleotides. RefSeq names its product exportin-1-like. Bases 129 to 3395 code for a protein of 1088 amino acids. The transcript is spliced from 24 exons. The record is from RefSeq and is a predicted model, not a curated record. Gene Ontology annotation, cellular component: cytoplasm; nucleus. Gene Ontology annotation, biological process: ribosomal small subunit export from nucleus; protein export from nucleus; ribosomal large subunit export from nucleus. Lineage: Eukaryota; Metazoa; Nemertea; Pilidiophora; Heteronemertea; Lineidae. Gene Ontology annotation, molecular function: nuclear export signal receptor activity; small GTPase binding.